AUGGACUCCUUUGCUGGCGUGCGUGGUGACGCCGCGUCGCACAUCACCCGUAUUCUGCAGCUGCACGCGGAGCGAGUGCGUGCGCUGCGCGAGGAGGAGGCAGCCGUCACUGCCCGCGCAGUUCUGCUGGAGCAAUUGACCGAACGCCUGCUGAACGGUGAGUUCUCCGCCUCUGGACAUUUAUCAUCCACUCUUCGUGUGGCCGCGGGUGCGGCAAGUGACGAGGCGGACCGGACUGACAGGAGGCCCCUCACACCCUUACCGGUUUCACACGAGGACUACGACGCCGUGCCGCCGCCACAGCCACAGCCACAGCCACAGCCACAGCCACAGCCACAGCCACAGCCACAGCCACAGCCACAGCCACAGCCACAGCCACAGCCACAGCCACAGCCACAGCCACAGCCACAGCCACAGCCACAGCCACAGCCACAGCCACAGCAACAGCAACAGCAACAGCAACAGCAACAGCAACAGCAACAGUGUGCGCCUGCGUCUCUCGUGGAGCCGUUCAACCUCGUCUCUGGUGAGGCUGGCACUUGGAAUGAGGGAAAAUGUGCCACACCGUCCCCAGUGCGACGCGAGUUGGAUGAGUUCUUCCCCAUCGUACCGGCUAAGCGACCGCGUCAGCGAAGCUUGCCGCAAGACGCGCGGCGCUGCAGGGCGCGUGGCGAUGCCGACGCCGAGAGUAUCACACGCACUGUCACCGCCACUGACAUCUUGGCGGCUAUACCGUGCAUUUCCUCAACAGCUGUGCCGCCUGCCACGCUGGCCAGUGGGCAGGAGGCCUCUGAAGGUGAGUUGCGCAGUCACGUUCGUAGCUGCCGCCGACGGCAGAAGGAUUACGCCGCAGAUGAGGAGAUGUACGUGAAAAAGGAAAGUAAUGCGGUCGAUGCAUGCACGCCGUCGGCAUUCUGGGAGAUUGCAUUUCCACAUGAACGCUGA
This is a messenger RNA of Trypanosoma grayi, 945 nucleotides long. RefSeq lists its product as hypothetical. The transcript has a single exon. The record is from RefSeq and is a predicted model, not a curated record. NCBI's taxonomy places the organism in Eukaryota, Euglenozoa, Kinetoplastea, Trypanosomatida, Trypanosomatidae. Bases 1 to 945 code for a protein of 314 amino acids.